CCUUCAAAUAGUUUCAAUAUCGAUACCAAACAAGCCUAGUAUCGAGUCAUUAUCGAAAGAGUAGUGUCAAUUCUAGUCUAUAAAGUUGUGAAAAAUUAUACUCACGCCUUUUAACUUGAAGCGAGUUUUUAUCAACUUCAACUUUUGCAGAUGACAAAACAUUAUAUAAAAAGACGUUGACAUUUACAAGGGAGCUUAAAUUUACUAAAUAGUCCUACCUAUCUUGUAUAUGCAUGCAGAUAAAUAUGCGAUAUUCAUUCAACACAAAUAGCUGGUUUGAUAACCCUUUGAAAUCAUGCUCCAUCGUCAAAAACACACGGAUUUUACGUCAGAUACGUGCGGAAUAAUUAAUGCAAAAAUGUGGGUUCCAAACAAGACACCUGUCUCCUAUAAUAACUGUACUUGUAGUUGCUGGGACACGGUUUUUAAAGGUUCAUAUGAAAACCAGAAAAAAAUUGGAUACAAACACAUGUACUUUAAUGCUACUAAACAAACAUUCAUUAUGUGGACAAUAACAAUGGCUGCUGUUUUGGCAUUUUAUGAGUUAGUGAAACACUUAUUGCGGUUAUACGUGGAAAGAAAUUUGAGAUAUUCAAUGCUUUUUUUAAUUAUACUGAGUAUUUAUCCACAGUACUUUUCUUGGUGGGUAUAUCUAAACUACCUUAAUGAUGAUUUCUACAAACAGUUCGUCCAUCAAAUGUUUUUCACAGUGACAGAGCUGAUAUCCUUGAUGAUAAUUGUGCGCAUGUGCUCAUAUGGAAAUGAUAUUGCGAUAAAUCACUUGAUUGGAGUAUUAUCUAUUAACUUGGUGCACAUUGCUGUAGGGGGUUUAGACCAGUUCUUUGACCAUUUGGUGUUAAUGGAUGGAAAACCAUUUAAAAGAAUGCGAAGUCUUGCACUUGUUAUACCAGACGUCCUGUGUAUUGUAAUAUUCAUAAUAGAAUACAAAAUAUCACAUGGUCGAUUAUUAAGUAGGAAAGAAUCCUUCUAUGUAUUUUGGUUAACUUUUUUGUUGUUUCUACUUUUCAAAUUUGGAUUGUUUUAA
This is a messenger RNA of Mytilus trossulus (common blue mussel), 1045 nucleotides long. RefSeq lists its product as uncharacterized. NCBI's taxonomy places the organism in Eukaryota, Metazoa, Mollusca, Bivalvia, Mytilida, Mytilidae. The transcript has 3 exons. The record is from RefSeq and is a predicted model, not a curated record. The coding region runs from base 296 to 1045 and encodes 249 amino acids.